CGCGUCCCCCUGCGCCGCCCCGGGCCGGCCGGCCGGAGGAGACGCCAUGCGCCCCGGGCCGCCCCGCGCCGCUCUCCGCCUGUGGCUGGGCUGCGUCUGCCUCGCGCUGGUGCAGGCGGACAGCCCCUCGGCCCCCGUGAAUGUCACUGUCAGGCACCUCAAGGCCAACUCCGCAGUGGUGAGCUGGGACGUCCUGGAGGAUGAGGUCGUCAUUGGAUUUGCCAUCUCUCAGCAGAAGAAGGACGUGCGGAUGCUACGCUUCAUUCAGGAAGUGAACACCACCACCCGCUCAUGCGCCCUCUGGGACCUGGAGGAGGACACGGAGUACAUUGUGCACGUGCAGGCCAUCUCCAUUCAGGGCCAGAGUCCGGCCAGCGAGCCCGUGCUCUUCAAGACCCCACGCGAGGCAGAGAAGAUGGCAUCCAAGAACAAAGAUGAGGUGACCAUGAAGGAGAUGGGGAGCAGCCAACAGCUGCGGACCGGCGAGGUGCUCAUCAUCGUUGUGGUCCUGUUCAUGUGGGCUGGCGUCAUUGCCCUCUUCUGCCGCCAGUAUGACAUUAUCAAGGACAAUGAACCCAAUAACAACAAGGAGAAAACCAAGAGCACGUCAGAAACCAGCACACCAGAGCACCAAGGGGGAGGUCUCCUCCGCAGCAAGACCGAGAGCCAUCGCAGAAGCCAUGGGGCAGGGUCAUGGCUGCCAGCAAGCUUUUUCUGGAUCCAGCCAUCACGGACUUGUUUGUGGUGUGAUGCACAACUCGGCGAGUGUGUGAGAUGUUCUGUUUUGUCUCUUUUGGAAAACAUGACUGAAGGGCUUCACUCCAGGGGGCAAAGGAAUGCUCCAAGCUGAUUGCCUACAGCCUCCAUCUUCUUUGGCCCUUAUUCGACUGUAAUAUCAUUAGUCUGGAGCCUUUAAGAAGACAAAGUGGGAAAGAGACCUGGGAGGUACUGGCCCCAUUUCUUUAGGAUGAGUCUCUUGGAGUUGGAACAAUGCUGGGUUAUGCAGCUGAAAAGGUAUGUCCACAUGGGACAUCCUGGGGGCUAGUGAGUCGCCUGCUCUGGAGUGGAAGGUGCUGGAAGGCAGGCCUGAGCCAUUACCGAGGAAAUCAGAGCAGCCCUGGCCUCUGGGGUCUCCAUAUCUUGCCAUCUCAUCCAGGGUUCUGGGAAAGGUACCCAGGGUCCUCAUGUCCUUCCCUAGAGCCUGAGUGGUGUGAGGUAUCAGGUCUCUCUCUCCACUGCCCCUUUCUGGUAAACAAAACAAAACAAAACAAAAUGGUGCUUGCUAAGGGAAGGCAGACUCUUCCCUCGGACUGACAAGUGAUGACUGCUGAAUGCCUGCAUGGGAAGAGCUGGACCUCUGUGUCUUCCGUUGGUGGCUAAGGACAGGCGUGUGGGAGGACUGCGCCUAGCACAAGCCUGGCACCCAGUAGGCGCUCAGUGAAUACCUGUUGAACUGAACGUUAAGAGCAGUGGCCCCCCAGCCAGAGAGCUGAGAGCCAUCACCCAAUGACCGCCCCUUCCUUCCGGUCUACAAGAGCUCUCCUGGCUAGGUCAGCCACCACUCUACUUGGCCCCGACGUGGCAGCACAGGGAGGGAGGAGAGACAGGAUAAAAGGCAGAUGUCAGCAAUACUAAGGGCUUCCUCAUGGAAGGGCAUGAGGCUCCACUCAUUGUCUUGUGACUUCCAUCCCUGCUGAAUGGGGCUGCAAGGCCAAGGCUCCUUAGUGGAGAGGUCCUUACCUCUGAUCCAGUUAGAGCAAUAACCUCUUUUUAAAUGUAAAAUAAAAGACAAAUGAAAAGGCA
Molecule: messenger RNA, 1803 nt
Organism: Lontra canadensis (Northern American river otter)
Lineage: Eukaryota; Metazoa; Chordata; Mammalia; Carnivora; Mustelidae
Gene: FNDC5
Product: fibronectin type III domain containing 5
Exons: 6
Coding region: 47-850 (267 amino acids)
Biological process (GO): positive regulation of brown fat cell differentiation
Molecular function (GO): protein binding
Source: RefSeq, a predicted model, not a curated record